Molecule: messenger RNA, 1872 nt
Organism: Paecilomyces variotii
Lineage: Eukaryota; Fungi; Ascomycota; Eurotiomycetes; Eurotiales; Thermoascaceae
Product: SRP40, C-terminal domain protein
Exons: 2
Coding region: 216-1496 (426 amino acids)
Cellular component (GO): nucleolus; nucleoplasm
Source: RefSeq, a predicted model, not a curated record
GAGCCUCAAUCAAUGUCAUCAGGAUUGCUGCGGGAGGAUCCACGUGAGCAGGACGCUAGGAUGUUGCUGUGUCCAAUGGGAAUGCUGGAUCUCCUACCGCCUCGCUUAGCGUGCUUUCUUCCAGUAGGAACUUUUUCCUGCUGGUGAACUGGAAAAAAGAUUGCAAGAGCAUCUUCUGAAUUACAGAACAGAAGGUUGUGUCACAGACAGGCAUCAUGGCUCCGCGCAAGGCUGAGAAGGCUUCCACAGCUGGAAAUGCGGCCUCCAAGGCUUCUGCUAAGAAAUCAGGCGCAAAUGAGGCCUCGUUGCCUCCACAACUCAUUGCGUCCGUCGCCGCUUUUCUGUCCGAGAACGGUUUUCAGAAGGCCAGCGAGGCAUUCCUCAAAGAUCGGAAGGCAGGAAAGACUGCAACGGAAUCCAAGGAUGUCCCGUCUUUGAUCGAUCUCUACAAGAGUUGGGAGAGCCAGAAUGGCAGUGCCGGUGCUAAGAAAGCUGCCAGCCCAAGCAGCUCCAGCGAGAGUGACAGCGAAAGUGGCAGCGAAAGUGAUAGUGAGAGCAGCUCAGAUGAGUCUAGUGACUCCGACGUUGAGAUGGGUGAUGCUCCCAAGAAGACCAGCAGCAGCUCCUCUUCAUCCUCGUCCUCUGCUUCCUCCUCCUCCUCGGAGUCAGACAGCGAUGCCGAUGAUGAGUCCGAAGAAGAAGCCCCUGCUCCCAAGUCUGGUGGCGUUAAGCGAAAAGCCGAAUCGAGCUCCUCCGAAUCCGAGUCCGACUCUGAAUCUGAAGAUGACGCUCCCAAAGCGAAGAAGGCUAAGAUCUCUAAGAAGGAAGAGUCAGAAUCCUCCAGCUCUUCCUCCUCUGAGUCUUCUGACUCUUCUGAAUCUGAAUCUGAGUCGUCAUCCUCUAGCUCCGAAUCCGAAUCUGGAUCCAGCUCUGAAUCCAGCUCUGACUCCGACUCCGACUCCGAUUCUGAUUCCUCCUCUUCUGACUCGGAGAAGGACACUUCCAAGAAGGCAGACAAGGCCGCCCUGAAGCAGGCAAAGAAGACACCUCUUCCUCCUUCCGAUUCUAGCUCGAGCGGCUCGUCUUCGGACUCCUCGUCUUCUGAUGAAGACGCCAAGCAGAAGUCCUCUAGUGACAGCAGUACUACUGUGAAGAGCGCCUCUUCUAGCUCCGGAAGCUCUUCCGACUCUUCCAACGGUUCUUAUAAGAAGGCUGCCUCUGCGACUCCGAGCGGAACCAACAACGGUCCCCAGAAGAAGAAACACACCGGAGCCAAGCCUACCCCUUUAGCUGAGUUGAGCGCUAAGGCUCUGCCGAACGAACACCCGUCCAACGAUUAUGUGCCGUACGCGUACGCUGAGAAGGCGUACCGAGACCUCGUCGUGACACGUGGAAAGGGAUUCACCAAAGAGAAGAAUAAGAAGAAGCGCGGCUCCUACCGUGGCGGUCCCAUCGAUAUCGGCCCUAACCCUAUGGCCUUCAAGUUCGAGGACUAGAUCCGAUGUCCUUCCCUGAUACCCGUGUCCACGGACCCGUCAACCAAAUUCACCCGAUACUCCAACAAAAAAAGUUUUUUAUUUCCUUUCCGGACCUUUGACGCAUCUAGCAAGGCGCUAAGUGGAGCAGUUUGUACUACCUUCUUGUGUUGAUAUUCUAAUUCCUUCGAAUUCCAAAUUCCAUGUCUCCCUGUGCUGUAUUAGACAUGUUAUGGAAAAGCAAGCAGGUUAGAGAUAAAAAGUUACUUCUUUUCGUAUAAUUAGAUUUCAAUCUAUCUGGUAUCAUUUCUUUCUUGGUCGAGACUCAAGAAGUUGGGGGUGUUCAGAGUAGUAUACAUGAUAGGAAUAUUCAGAAGAAUCCGAUUAGAAAGAGAAU